AGCCGCUGUGGACGGUGAUCUUUCUCUAGGCUGACUCAGCCCUUUCAUGCAGAAAAACGUUGAUUUGAAACCUGCAAAGUUUCAUUAAAGGCCUUCUGACCAUUUUGGCUGAACUUUCAGCGCCAUCGUUACUCACUGAUGGUCUUUCAUUGGCUGAGGGGCCUGUCACUCAGAGUGGAUGACCCUCCCCUUCUGCAGAAUCAUCUGAUAGACUGCAGUCAGAAAGACAACACUCCCACUACUCAGCAGCACAAGAAGGAAUAAAUCUGCAAAGAUGAUGAAAGGGAUGAUCGUUAAAAAUAUGUCCUUCAAAGUUGGACAAACUCUGACUGUCGUUGGAGUAGCUAAACCCGACGCAACCAAUUUUGCUUUAAAUAUCGGCCCCAACGAGCAGGACAUCGCCUUUCAUCUCAACCCUCGCUUCAACGCCCACGGAGAUGAAAACACAGUUGUCUGCAACUCGUAUGAAGGAGGCUGCUGGGGUGAGGAAGUCAGAGAUGGAGGCUUUCCUUUCCAACAAGGGCAGGAGUUCAAGAUCAGGAUUGAAUUCCGAUCUACUGAGUUUGUGGUGACCUUAUCAGAUGGAUCCACGAUCUUCUUCCCCAACCGCAUGGGUGCAGAGAAAUACUCAGCCCUCAGCUUUGAAGACGAAGCUCGCAUCACGAGCAUUGAGAUCAAAUAAAUCUGCAACUUCUUCUGGAUUCAAAUCUUUUGUUGGUCCCUUUUUUUUUUCCACUUUUUGCCUCCAAACCUCCAGAGUUGGUCCCAAAUGGCUGCUGCACGUCAUAUUGUGCUGCAUUUAUGGUUCUAACAAAUUCCGAAAUUACAGAUGAUCAGUCUGUACUGCUUGCAUUUACAAGCUGUCUAAAGACUUAACAAAUUUGUUGACAUAAGAACAUGUUAAACAUCAAGAUGUUUCAUUGUUACCUUUGACAGGCAAACCAUAGUCAUCAGAUUUGUUGAGGUGCCUUCCAAAUCUCUUUACAUUUUUCAUCUUUUCUUUGACAUUCCAUCUUUGUGAUGAAAUAUUUUGAUUUCAUGAACCAUUACUCAUUAAAGCAAUUUUUUCACCAAG
Messenger RNA from Oryzias latipes (Japanese medaka), 1075 nucleotides. Its product is annotated as beta-galactoside-binding lectin. Lineage: Eukaryota; Metazoa; Chordata; Actinopteri; Beloniformes; Adrianichthyidae. The record is from RefSeq and is a predicted model, not a curated record. Gene Ontology annotation, molecular function: laminin binding; galactoside binding; carbohydrate binding.